This is a messenger RNA of Labrus bergylta (ballan wrasse), 1669 nucleotides long. It is a transcript of the gene dnajc25, whose product is annotated as DnaJ (Hsp40) homolog, subfamily C, member 25. The record is from RefSeq and is a predicted model, not a curated record. Gene Ontology annotation, biological process: protein folding. Lineage: Eukaryota; Metazoa; Chordata; Actinopteri; Labriformes; Labridae. Gene Ontology annotation, cellular component: endoplasmic reticulum membrane.
CGUCAGCAUCAAGCGACACGACAGCCUGCUUUCUGGCGUUAGCGGCAGGCAGGUGGACAGAGAUGGCUGCGCCCACAGAGCGGUGUAGCGGCUGCGGGGGAGGCUCUGCUGGGUGUCCGGGGUCGGUGAAGCCCUGGUUGGGGUUCGCUGUGCUCCUGUUCACGGUUUGCUCCCUACCGACGGUGUCCGCGCUGGUGGAGGGCCUGUACUGCGGCACGGAGGUCUGUUACGAUGUGCUCGGCGUCACCCGGGAGGCCGCCAAGGUGGAGAUCGCCCGGGCUUACCGGCAGCUGGCCCGCCGGUACCACCCGGACCGGUUCAAGGUGGGAGAACCGGGCAUGGAGGGAGAGACCCAGGAGACGGCCGAAAAGAGAUUCCUGCUCAUCGUGACCGCGUACGAGACGUUAAAGGAUGAGGAGACUCGGCGGGACUACGACUACAUGCUGGACCAUCCUGAGGAGUACUACCAGCACUACUACACAUACUACCGCCGACGGCUCACACCCAAAGUGGACGUCAGGGUCGUCAUCCUCGUCACCAUCUGUGCCAUCUCCAUCUUCCAGUACUACAGCUGGCACAGCAGCUACAACGAGGCCAUCAACUACCUGGUGACCGUCCCCAAGUACAGAAUCCAGGCCACCGAGAUCGCUAAACAGCAGGGCCUCCUCAACCGCACCAAGGAGAAGGGCAAGAACCGCCGCUCCAAGGAGGAGAUCCGAGAGCAGGAAGAGGAGGUGAUCCGAGAAAUCAUCAAAACAAAGAUUGACAUUAAAGGAGGCUACCAGAAGCCCAACCUGUCUGACAUCCUGCUCUGUCAGAUCGUCCUCUCUCCUUACUACUUUACCACCUACGUGGCGUGGUACAUGUCCUGGAUUUACCGCUUCACCAUCUGCAGGGAGGAGUACGGAGACGAGGAGAAGCUCUACAUCAUUAGGAGGCACAUGAAGAUGUCACAGUCUCAGUUUGACAGUCUGGAAGAACACAACAGAGAAACCUUCAUGGAGAGAAAACUCUGGCUCAAAGAAAACUACGAGGUUUACAAGAAGGAGCAAGAAGAGGAGAUGAAGGUGAAGAUGGCGACCGACCCGAGGAUGAAGAGGUACCGUCGCUGGAUGAGGAACGAGGGGCCAGGGCGGCUGACUUUCAUCGACGACUGACGACCACGAGAGCCGUCUGCGACAAACACGCCUGCCUCAGUGCCGACAAACACGGACACACACGACGUGCUGUGUGGAGGAACGCCUUUACACAAAGUUAACUAUGCCUGUUUAAACAGUGAGAGAUAUUUUCAUAGCAAUCAGGACUCAUAAUGAAGAUGUCCACGUGGAAUAAAACUGUGAGCAUUGGCUGCUUAUUUUGGAGCAUUUUUUUUUUUUUUUACAUCAUGCUACUUUUUCAAACCAGCUUUAUUUCAAAUGAAGUUUACCGAACAAUGUUUUUUUUUUUCUCGGUGUAACAUCAGAUGGAUGAAAGACAUUUUUUGUGCAAGGCGCCAUGCAAGCCGAAAGCUCCCAGUUUGUCUGGCAGCGGCCAUCACUACUGUCCUUUGUGUCUUUUGGAAAGGCAUCAGACCGCCACCUGCUCACUAUGUAUGCUGCUUCAGACCGGCAGCUCACAGGCUGUUAGCAUUUGUUGCUUCUUUGGUGAAUAAAUCACGGCCAGACACUUA